Corythoichthys intestinalis (scribbled pipefish) is the source of this 734-nucleotide messenger RNA. RefSeq names its product amyloid-beta A4 protein-like. Gene Ontology annotation, biological process: axonogenesis; central nervous system development. Gene Ontology annotation, cellular component: early endosome; Golgi apparatus; plasma membrane. The transcript is spliced from 4 exons. Bases 20 to 445 code for a protein of 141 amino acids. Gene Ontology annotation, molecular function: signaling receptor activator activity; heparin binding; signaling receptor binding. The record is from RefSeq and is a predicted model, not a curated record. NCBI's taxonomy places the organism in Eukaryota, Metazoa, Chordata, Actinopteri, Syngnathiformes, Syngnathidae.
UAGAAACCAGCAGGUCGUCAUGGCGGGACAGACUGCGUUUGUGCUCUUACUUGCGGCGACCUUGACGCUCUCAUCCGAGGUGCCUGCUGAUGACUCUGUGGGUUUGAUGACUGAGCCGCAGGUGGCCAUGAUCUGCGGCAAGCUCAACAUGCACAUGAAUGUGCAGAGUGGCAACUGGGAGCCAGACCCAUCCGGCUACAAAAGCUGCUUCGACACCAAGGAGGGCAUUCUGAAUUACUGCCAAGAAGUGUAUCCAGAACUUCGGAUCACUGACGUGGUGGAGGCCAACCAGCCUGUCAGCAUCCCAAACUGGUGCAAGACAGGGCGCAAGCAAUGCCACAGUCUCACUCAUACUGUGGUGCCAUACCGCUGCUUGGGAAAACCUGAGGCCGUCUGUCAAACAGUUGAAGCUAAAAAGACGACGGAUGCUGCAACAACACAAUGAUCCAAAACACAGACAUAAAUCAACUUCAGAAUGGUUUCAGAAGAACAAAAUACACGUUCUGAAGUGGCGAAGUCAAAGUCCAGGCUUGAACCCCAUUGAGAUGUUGUGGCAUGACCAAAAGACAGCGAUUCAUGCUACACAUCCCAGGAAUCUGACUGCACUACAACAGUUUUGUAGAGAAGAAUGGGCCAAGAUUAGUCCUGAUCGAUGUGCCAGACUGAUCUGCAGCUACAGGAAGCGUCUGGUUCAAGUUAUUGCUGCCAAGGGUGGGGGGGGCACAAAAUAUUAA